AUGGACCCAGGAUUCUGUCCCGAGUGUGGCUCAAUUUUGCCUCUGCUCAAAACAACAAAUAAAGUUCUCUGUUACAACUGCCAAAGUGCAUUUGAUGCUGCAGCUUUCGGAACAAUGGAAACAGAGUAUACGAUUCAUUUCAACUCUUAUGAAAAUAAGAAAUCGGAUCAAGCAGACCGCACUGAGGGAGAAGCAGCAGAAGGGCCAAUUGUAAACAGGCAGUGUCCCAAGUGUGGUAAUGAUCAGAUGUCGUAUGCCACUUUACAACUUCGGUCUGCGGACGAAGGGCAGACUGUAUUUUUCACAUGUACUAAAUGCAAGUACAAAAUGUCGGAAAAUUCAUAG
Anopheles marshallii is the source of this 345-nucleotide messenger RNA. It is a transcript of the gene RpI12, whose product is annotated as DNA-directed RNA polymerase I subunit RPA12. The coding region runs from base 1 to 345 and encodes 114 amino acids. The record is from RefSeq and is a predicted model, not a curated record. Gene Ontology annotation, biological process: DNA-templated transcription; termination of RNA polymerase I transcription. NCBI's taxonomy places the organism in Eukaryota, Metazoa, Arthropoda, Insecta, Diptera, Culicidae. Gene Ontology annotation, molecular function: nucleic acid binding; zinc ion binding; DNA-directed RNA polymerase activity. The transcript is spliced from 3 exons. Gene Ontology annotation, cellular component: RNA polymerase I complex.